AUGGCUGGUCCAUCUAAUGCAAAAGGAUCAACUUACAUUCAAGUAGAUGUUCAUUACGAUGGAAUGUUUUCCCCCAUUCCUCAUCUUAUAUACUACCUGAAUCAAAAAACGUCAAUUACAGAUGUCGAUUUUGGUGGAAUAAAUUUCAAGGAGUUCAUUCAUGUUCUUGAGGAUGUCACAAAGGGGAAGUGUCCUGUUGUCUACUACUGUCUUGGGCAUAAGUCAAUGCGUGAUGGGUUGACACCACUGAAAAACGAUGAUGACUACAGGAGGUUUCUUGAUGCUGCACAUGGUAACGAGGGAAAGAUUAAUGUAUAUAUUGAUCACUACAACGAUUCGGUGCUUGACUGGAUAGAGGAAGAAAAGGAAGAAAAAAGUGUUGAUAGUGAAAGCUCUGAUGAAGAUAAAGACUCGGUCAUGUCUGAUGCUCUAUCUGUUGAUCAUGAACCCGAUGAAGAGAUAAUGGAACCAAAGAAGCCCUCAAUUUACCCUUUUCAUGACUCAACUCAGAAAUGGGAUACAAUGCAACCCAUCCUUGGUAUGAGGUUUUGUAACCCUCAAGAACUUAAACAGCUUGUCUCAAACUAUGCAGUAGCAAACGGUUUUAACCUUUGGUAUGAAAAAAAUGAUAAAACUAGGUUGCUAGUCAGGUGUUGUAAAACUAGUGAAGGAAAGGCAGCAUGUCCUUUUAGACUAUGGGCUACUUGGAUGAGCAGUGAAAAGUCAUUCCAAAUUAAGUCCUUACGUAAUGAGCAUAACUGUGCUAGAACCUUCAAGUUUGGGGAAAUGAGGGAUAAAGUUGGGGAAAUUUUCAAUGUGAAGGUUAGUGUUGGACAAUGCAGGAAUGCAAAGAAGUUUGCACUUAAUGAGAUCGAAGGUAGUUUGAACACACAUUAUGAAAAAUUAUGGAGUUAUGGAGCUGAGAUAUUAAGAGCUAAUCCAGGGUCAACAGUGAAAAUUGGGACGGAUACAAUGCCUGAUUCCACAAUUUAUUUUUCUAGGAUGUAUGUUUGUAUCAAAGGUGUAAAGGAUGGUUGGAUUGAAGGAUGCAGGAGGGUUAUAGGUGUAGAUGGUUGCUUUUUAAAAGGUAUUUGUAGAGGUGAGCUUCUUUCAGCUGUAGGUAGAGACGCUAACAACCAUAUUUACCCCAUUGCUUGGGCAGUAGUUGCAGUUGAGAACAAAGAAACUUGGAAGUGGUUUCUAAACUUACUACUUAAGGACAUUAACAUGGGAAAUGGGGCAGGAUUAACCUUACUUUCUGACCAACACAAGGGUCUUAUUGAGGCUGUUAAAGAAAGAGUACCAGAUGUUGAGCAUAGGCAAUGUGCUAGGCACGUCUAUGCUAAUUUCAAGAAAAAAUUUAAGGGUGCUGCAUAUAGGAAGCUUUUUUGGAGGGCUGCAAAGGCCACAACUGUGCAGAGGUCUUGUGAUGCCAUUGAGAAUGGUAUUUGUGAAUCUUUUAAUGCUACAAUUGUGCAUGCUAGGAAAAAGCCGAUUAUAACAAUGUUAGAGGAAAUUAGGAGGUUUGUGAUGGAUAGGAUGUAUUGUAAAAGAUUGAAGGGGCAGAAAUGGAAUCUAGCCAUAUGUCCAUCUAUUAGAAAGAAAAUAGUGGACAAGGAGGAAACAUCUAAGGUAUUGGUAUGUAAUUCCCAGUGGAGUGCAACAAUUUGA
Lactuca saligna is the source of this 1671-nucleotide messenger RNA. Lineage: Eukaryota; Viridiplantae; Streptophyta; Magnoliopsida; Asterales; Asteraceae. The record is from the annotation of a GenBank genome assembly.